AUGGCGGCUUUCAUCGAACGAACCCUGAACGCCAAGGUUGUCGCACUGCUCCCCGGACUCAUGCGCGGCGCUGCACCGCCCGAGCUGACGGAGACGUUGAAUGCCAUCAACAAGAAUAUCGUGACCAACCAGCGGCGCCCGAGUGACACGCCGUCAUUCUACAACGUGCAAUUCGCCUCCGAGGCGCUUGGCAAGUCAUGGCGGGGCAAGGUGCAACAGCUCCAGCAAGACCUUGAGUGGCCGCGCCAGCUGGCCGGCACGGAUCCCAAGGCCCGCACCACCACGCUCAACGUCGGCGAACUGCGCCAGCUGCGCGAGAACCUGCGCACCGCGAGCUCCAACUGCGCUCGUCUCAACGCCAGUGCGCUGGAGGCCUCGCUGCGGACCCUCGAGCUGGUGCUCGCGCACCCGCAGUACCUGUCGGCGAUUGCGCAAGUCCUCAACAACGCUCUCGUUGAGUUGACCCGCGACGUGGACGCCACGGGCUCAGGCGCGUUCGGUGCGUCCACGAACCGCAUCUUCGGCACAUUCAUCGCCGAGCUUGAAAGCCAGGUGCAAGGGCUUGAGGCCAACUGGGUGCGCCCCGAAGAGCUCGUGCAAAAGGUCGGGAUGGUCGGCGGCGCGCUGCGCGACUUCCUGCUGCACCUGACGAAGGCUGAGCAGGAAGACCACAGCCCUCCGCAAGGGCCGUUGAUCGUCCAGGAGGACGCGCGCGAGGCAAUGACGCCCUCCACGUCGCACACGCCGCCGAACCAGAUCGCUCCGCUCGCCGAUGGCACGGACGACUGCGAGCCAGGCCUGAUGGACUGCGUAGACACGCUGGUCGAACCCGAUGUCGAGGUUGCAACCGAUCACGUUCCGGCGCCCUCCGACGACGAACUCAACGCGCUCUGCGAGGCUCUCGGCCCGAGCGAAGCGCCGCCGGAUGGGUUCAGAUAUCCGGAAGUGACCGUCGGCGAGCUCGACGCCGACGUAAAACCGGACCAGCGCCUGCUGGAUCUGCAGCGCGACCCGUCACGUCAGGUGGCGCUGGUGAAAGAGCUCCUAGACGACGCGAAGCUCAACGGCGAGCGUGCUGUCCUGGUGGGGCCGCGCUACACGUGGUCUGACGAGGAAGGCUUCCAGCGAAGGCUACGCGAAGAGGCUCUCGACAAUUCGCGCUUCGUCGCCGCCGGUAUCGCCCGGGUUCCCGGGGCCUGGGAAGUCAUCCUCGACGGUGGCGGAGACCACACAACCGCCAUUCGGCUCCUCCUCGAACACGGUCUGGCCCCCAAGUGGCAGUCGAUUGCGCUCGCGGACCCGAAGAAGAUCGCUGCGGUGCACAGCUCCCUCGUUAGGAACCUCGGAGAGGUUGACGCUCGCUUCUUCUUGUCCACGGCGGCCGACCAGGGAGUCCGCGAGGGCACGCUCAACAUCAAGCUGCACAACCUGAAGUCCGCGUACCGUUACGCGCAGCAGAUUGCAAAGACCAUUAAAGACUGGCUCCUCGCGGGAGUGGUCGGCCUCUGGGACCCGUCCUGGGGCGCGCCGGCCAUGACGCUGCCACUGGGCGCAGUGGCUCAACACGACAAGGGCAAGAUGGUUGAGUUGAUCUCGCGCCUUCGCGCAAUCUCAGACCGCCGGAGCUGGGACCGCCACGCCCGGGACCAGCGUGGUCUCGCUUCCCUCGUGGGCAAGCUCACGUCGCUGCUGCCGGCGGUGCCUUCCAUUCGCCUCCACCUGGUGCACUUGUACGCCGUGGUCGCGGGCCGCGACGACCCGGAGCUGCUGAACGCCGCGCGUCUUCCGUGA
Messenger RNA from Pedinophyceae sp. YPF-701, 1791 nucleotides. NCBI's taxonomy places the organism in Eukaryota, Viridiplantae, Chlorophyta, Pedinophyceae. The record is from the annotation of a GenBank genome assembly.